CUGUGAACACAAUUCAGCGUAAUCUGCAUUCCUUUGUCAAUUUUUCCUCGUGCAUCAGUAAAAUACCAUAUUAUUGUGCUUGCUCUCUUUCAUAAUGAAUAAUUAGCAAAUAAAUAUAUGAUCGACUCAGCGAAUGUUCUAGCAUAUUUAUGAAUUUAUUCCAUUACGACAGGAAAACCGAAAUGAACAGCUGUUUCCGGAAUUACGGUGUUCUGUUAUGGCUCACCUAUGCAUGCGCAUCGGUACACUCAAUGCAGUUAACAUCCCUGGAACAUUCUCCCAUUAGCGUCACGGUAAAAUCUGGAGAAGGUGUAAAGCUUUAUUGUGCGACCGAUGAUGUACAUACUCAGGUUAGUUGGGAACGUUUUGACAUCAACAAGAGACACGUACAGCUAUUUUCCGGGAGCCAUCAGGUCUGGUUGGAACCACGCUAUCGUUUAUUCAAUGGCGCCGAUCUGCUCAUCUCCGACGCCUCACCUGAUGAGGACCAGGGCUUUUUUCGAUGCUACAUAUCAGGGCAAUCGUAUCAAGAUGGAACAGUCGUUAUUUACGAACUGAUCGUUAUUAGCGACAGUGACAAUGCACUGAAAGAUGAACUGGAAGCACCAGUGGUCCCUAAGUUGGACUUGGAACAGCGCUUCGUCAAUGUCCGCAAAAUAUCGGUUGACGGGGCUGCGCUUCCAUUUUCUUCGGUGGCCUCACCUCCAGUCUCCACGCGAAUUCCACAACGUGAGUAUCACAUUCAGCCGUGGAUACAGAGAGUGCCGAUUGGGUUCGGCUCGAAUGCCAGCUUCGAGUGCGUGCAUCCCGAAGAAGGCCGUAUUGAUAUUGGCUACACCUGGACACGGGUCGAUGAUCAGCCCUUGCCACCUCAUUGUCAGUCACAAGGACGCUUUCUCAUAUUUGGUGAAAUUGCUUCGGCUUCCGCUGGAAAGUAUCUCUGUACAAUCCUGACGCGAUAUGAGCUGCGAAAUAUGGAGUGUGAGCUUAUUGUGGAAGAGAACCGUACCCAUUCGGAAAUGCAUGAUGGUUUAUCAAUACCGCGCGAUGACCGUGUCGAGAAACAUCACGUGGAACCCGAGAAUGCCUUGGACAGUGAUGGACACGAGUACGAUGAUUCAUCUCACGCAUCGCACCCAAGCAGAUUCCUGCAGGUGUAUCCGGCUGCAAGAGAAGUACACUUUGCAGGUAACAUAACUUCCCAUACAUCUGAGAAAUCUCUGGAAGUAACGUUAUCUCCACCAACCGGAAAUUCUCGACCUGCCGUUAAUAUCGCUAAGCAGCAGGGUCCCCACGAACAACUCUAUUACAGGCUACCGGUCAUCGUUACCUCUGGAGUCAUGUUAAUCUCCUUUAUGCUUGCACUGUUUUUAUUAACGAUUAUGCACAUCUGGCAAAAGAAACCCAAGUUAGCGAAACCAGCAACCAUCGACUGCACGCCUGCGGAUGCAUGCGCUCGACCAGAUAAAACUACAACACUUCCUGUAUUCAAAUCUGUUGAACCGCCGUUGCCACCCAGAUAUUCCAUCAAGGAAACUAAUCUAUGUAUUUUGCCGGAGAGCAAUAUUUAUCAUACAAUAGAUGACGGACACGAAACUGCUGUACCUGGUAAACGGGAUAUCAGUCUGGCAGUCAUUUAGUGGCACGAAAUAUAAUGCAAAUUGUGCUUCAUGUGCUUUAAUAUUUUUAAAGAUUCUUUCUGGAUUGUUCUGGGGUGUUCUAUGUGUAGUUCAAUAACUACAUAUAUACUAUAUAUAUAUA
Molecule: messenger RNA, 1761 nt
Organism: Paramacrobiotus metropolitanus
Lineage: Eukaryota; Metazoa; Tardigrada; Eutardigrada; Parachela; Macrobiotidae
Exons: 6
Coding region: 150-1640 (496 amino acids)
Biological process (GO): cell-cell adhesion
Cellular component (GO): cell-cell junction
Molecular function (GO): cell adhesion molecule binding
Source: RefSeq, a predicted model, not a curated record